AGAGUUUCCUUUCUGUCAGUAUAUUUACACAGUGGCCGCGGUGAUGUAAUGACGUAGUAGUAAUCAUGCGCUCGCGCACGGUGCUCGCGUUCUGCGCGCUCGUCGCCGUCGCGCGAUCUGCCUUACGAAGCGACCAGCAAUAUUGGAAUGACCUCGCCCACGAUGAGCUGGAGGAAGCUCUCAAGAUGCAGUGGAACCUCAAUCCGGCGAAGAAUGUGAUCCUGUUUAUAGGAGAUGGCAUGGGACCCAACACCGUCACCUCCUUGAGGAUACACAAAGGCGGGGAGAGUCACCGGCUGGUGUUUGAGAAGUUCCCCCAUAUGGGACUUUUGAAGACAUACUCAGCGAACAAAAUGGUGCCCGACUCAGCUUGCACAGCCACCGCCAUGUUCAGUGGUGUAAAGACCAAUCAGGACACAGUUGGUGUGGAUGCAACGGUGCAGCACCAGGACUGCAUGACAAGCCUUAGGCCCCACGCCAGAUUGGAGUCGCUUGCUGCUCUGGCUUUGAAAGCUGGGAAAAGUACAGGUUUCGUCACAACAAUGCGAGUGACUCACGCGACCCCCAGUCCUUUGUAUGCGCACAGUGCGAGUCGUAGGUGGGAAUGUGAGGCCCUCAUGCCAGCAGGGACUUCCUGCAAGGACAUCGCCAGGCAACUGAUAGAAGACUGGCCUGGAAGGGACUUUCAAGUUAUAAUGGGAGGUGGCCGUCAGCAGCUGAUCUCCAACGCCACAGGCACCGAUAUAGACCCCAUCAGCAUAUCUCCAUGGACAUGCUACAGACAGGACGGGCGGAACCUCAUCAAGACCUACAUGAUCGACAAGAAGACUAGGAACCUGAAGCAUGAAGUUGUCAUGAAUAAUAAGGAGCUGAACGAGGUGGACUUUGAUGAAACUGAUUAUUUGCUUGGAAUAUUCUCGAACGAGCACCUGAGCUACGAGCAUUUGAGAAACAAGUCGCCUGAAGGAAUGCCCUCAAUAUCCGAGAUGGUCACAGCCGCUAUCAAGGUGCUGCAGAAGAAUAAGAAUGGAUACUUCCUUAUGGUGGAAGGAGGUAACAUAGACAUGGCCCACCACCGUGGCUGGGCCAAGAUCGCCGUGAACGAAGCCGCAGCCAUGGAGGAAGCUGUGAAGGUGGCUGCCGAUAUGACGGAUGAGCGAGAUACCCUGCUCGUCGUUACUAGUGACCAUACGCACUCGCUCUCUAUUAAUGGAUACCCGGAUAGGGGGUCUAGUAUUUUCGGUAUCGCUCAACCAUCCAGUUACGACGGCGUAAACUACACAACUCUAUCCUACGGUACCGGAGGCCCAGGGUCCUUCCAAUACUACGUGAAGACUGAAGCUGAUGGCACCAAGAAGGUUGCAAGAAAAGACCCCAGUGAGGACGACACGGAGAGAUAUAACUACACGCAAAUAGCGGGAAUACAGCUGAUUGAGAACUACCAUGGAGGUGGCGAUGUGGCCAUUUAUGCUAGAGGCCCGUACUCUCACCUGUUCCACAACGUACAUGAACAACAUUAUGUGUUCCACGCGAUAUCGUACGCGGCGAAGAUCGGCGAGUAUUCCAGUGGAACAGCUACGGUAUUUGCGAACAUAUGGCAACUUAGCAUCAUCACUAUCAUAACUAUACUAUUGCUGUGACUUUUUAAAGUGAUGUAGUCAAAUCUUAGGUACAAUCGACGACGAAAUCUUUGAGGGUUUUUGGUCUCAAAGUAUUUGUUUGAAGUAUUAAGUUUGUAUUAUUAUGAUCAAUGUUUACUUUUAAGUUUAAAUGUUUUCAGAAAGAUAUCAAUUUUGUACUUGUUUUUACUUUUAUAAUUGCAUUUUGUAUAAAAUGAAAAUACUGUGUUGAUACCAAAAUAAUGCAUUUAAAGAAAAAUUUGCAUGUUUGAAUACCAAAGAUCGAGCAUCAAAAUAAAAAGGUAUUUCACUAUUUACUACUUUAUUGCAUCAUGUCAUAAUAAAAUCAGAAAAUUGUAACAGUUAUAUAAAAAGAUUUGUACAAAACAUGGUUAUCACAAAAUAAACGCGACAGUAUAGUUGAACAAUUCAAAAUGCAAAACAGUUUCAAAUAAAUAAAUUAUACUUUCACGCUGA
Messenger RNA from Helicoverpa zea (corn earworm), 2096 nucleotides. Its product is annotated as alkaline phosphatase-like. The record is from RefSeq and is a predicted model, not a curated record. Gene Ontology annotation, biological process: dephosphorylation. Gene Ontology annotation, molecular function: alkaline phosphatase activity. The transcript has 9 exons. The coding region runs from base 66 to 1640 and encodes 524 amino acids. Lineage: Eukaryota; Metazoa; Arthropoda; Insecta; Lepidoptera; Noctuidae.